AUGAGCCCACCAGCAGGAUCAACAGAUAAGAAGGAGAACCCAUGGAAGAGAAUGGUUGCAGGUGCAGUUGCAGGAACAGCUGAUGUUUGGGCAUGCCAUCCAUUGGAUCGUAUCAAGACACAGCUCCAGAACAACCCAGGCAGAUCGAUAUAUCAGACAUUCACCGAUGUCACGUCAAAGGGCAAGGGAUUCACAGGUGGCGUCUACGCAUUGUACGAGGGCAUCUUGCCAAUGACCGCCGAGGCCAUUUUCAAGGUGGGCAUCAGGUACUUUGCCUUCUCCUGGUUCACCAAGGAGUACAACGAGCGCUUCAACGGCGGCAAGGCGCCAAAGGACCCAUUCUUUGUCAACCUGGCCGGAGGUGCCUUUGCCGGUACCGUCGAGUCGUUCCUCGUCGUCAUCCCCUGUGAGCUGCUCAAGGUGCGCCACAUGACCCAGGCUCACAGCCGCUCGUUCGGCAACGUUUUCCGCGAUGUGUGGCGCGAGGAGGGCAUCCAAGGCCUGUACAAGGGUGGCAGUGCCACAUUGCUGCGACAGAUCACCAACCACAUGAUUCGUUUCCCCGUGUUCUACGCCAUCACAGACAGUCUCAAGGGUGGCGAUCACAGCAAGAAGCUGCCCGUGCUCCAGAACCUCGCCGCCGGAGCCCUGGCCGGUACCGCCUCCACACUGUUCAACAACCCACUGGACACUAUCAAGACUCGCAUGCAGAAGCAGGGUCAGAACCAGACCUCCACACAGGUCAUCCGCAGCAUCUACGCCGACGGUGGUGUGUCCGCCUUCUGGGCCGGUUGUCUCCCACGUAUUCUUCGUGUGGCUCCAGGUCAGGCCAUCACCUGGGCUGUCGUCGAGUGGGUCACCAACCUCUUGGGACCA
Molecule: messenger RNA, 876 nt
Organism: Acytostelium subglobosum LB1
Lineage: Eukaryota; Evosea; Eumycetozoa; Acytosteliales; Acytosteliaceae
Exons: 2
Biological process (GO): fumarate transport; succinate transport; transmembrane transport
Source: RefSeq, a predicted model, not a curated record